Molecule: messenger RNA, 874 nt
Organism: Prorocentrum cordatum
Lineage: Eukaryota; Dinophyceae; Prorocentrales; Prorocentraceae
Source: the annotation of a GenBank genome assembly
AUGUUCAUCUUCGGAGGCACCAGCAAGUUGCAGGAGCGCUACGACGACCUGUGGGAGUUCAACAUCGAGCGGGAGAUGUGGUCCGAGGUCGCCGUCGCGGGGGCUCGACCGUCGGCCCGCACGUUCCACUGCGCGGCCGUGCUCAGCGGGCAGAUGUUCGUCUUCGGCGGCUACGACGGCGAGCGGAAGAACGACCUGCACGUACUCGCGCUGCCCGGCUCUGAGCCCUGCGAGACCCAGGUCGCCACACCAGGGAGCACGCGGUUCCCCGCGGCGCUGGCCGAGGAGAGCAACGGUGGCGCCACGCCGCACGAUUUUCAGAAACUGGCAGCGGAUCAGGCCACGCCCGAGGCCGCGAGGGCUCCGCAGAGGCAGCAGGCGCUCCGCAUCAUGGACGUGGACGAGGUGCCCGGGGCGGUGCCGUCGCUGAAGGGCCUCUUCGGCCUGCCGGUGGCGCCGCUGCUGGACUCGACGGCGAGCCUCUUUCACGUGCUGGGCGGAUUGCAGGGGACCGUGGUCGACGCCUUGCAGUUCGCACGCAACAGGGUCUCCACGCAGGGCCCCGACCCUUAUGGCCUGACAGAGGACAUGAUCGCUGGCAUCAAUGUGUACACGUCUGAGGUGUUGCAUUCUGCAGUGAACCAGUGUCUUCGCUCAGGCAACGACUUUGUGGUGAAGAGCUUCUUCCCUUUUUUGCGACUGUUACUGGCAGCUCUCGAGCGGCUUCCUGAUUAUUCUGGCCAAGUAUACUGUGGGGCCAGAAAGGACCUGUCGAAUAGCUACCCCAUGGGCUCGCAGCUCUCCAUCUGGAGCUUCCAGAGCGCGAUGACGGACGCCGACGCGCUGGCGGACGACACCUUCCUGGGAAAAUCAG